UGCAAGGAGCCAAGCGGAACAAUAACAAACGCUGAUGAUGCCAUCGCAUUCAACUGCGGAUAAAAGUAGUGGGGCUUCUUAACGUAGGAAUCAUUUGAAGACGGAUCAUCCCGAAAAGAUAAACUAUUGGUAUUAACGAAAAUGGGGAUCGGUUUUCCAAAUUAGUUUCAGGGGUGCUUUAUAAGAUUCCAUUUCUACAAAGGAGGGCCACGUUUCUGCUGGAGUACAAAUUAGUUCACUUGGGCUGCACAAGAGACAGGAAACAAUUGUAAGUGACCCUCAUGGAUCUCUGAAACCAUGCCAUCCCAGUUGGAAGGUGCGAUGGACACGCUGAUCCACGUCUUCCACAACUACUCGGGCAAAGAGGGAGACAUGUACAAACUCAACAAGGGCGAACUCAAGGAUCUUCUGCACCACGAACUUCAGCACUUCCUGGCGGCCCAGAAGGACCCAUCACUAGUGGACAAUAUCAUGAAAGAUCUCGACUCCAACAGAGACAACGAGGUGGACUUCAAUGAAUUUGUUAUCUUAGUUGCUGCUCUGACUGUUGCCUGCAAUGAAUUCUUUCAGGAGACAAUGAGAAAAAAGGAAAAAGCCAAAUAGAACUCAAUAUAUAUACUAACCGGGCAUCUUAGAGAAGACCGUGCUAAAAAUGAUCAAACCUGCUUGUCAAUUUGCCUAUUGAGAAUCGCUGUAACUUCUAUGGGUGUAUUUUGUAAGUAAGUGUGUGUAAUUUGCUUGGAAUGCAAUAAAAUGUUCACAUGAUGUACAAA
This is a messenger RNA of Leucoraja erinaceus (little skate), 773 nucleotides long. It is a transcript of the gene s100z, whose product is annotated as S100 calcium binding protein Z. Bases 298 to 603 code for a protein of 101 amino acids. Gene Ontology annotation, molecular function: calcium ion binding. The transcript has 3 exons. The record is from RefSeq and is a predicted model, not a curated record. NCBI's taxonomy places the organism in Eukaryota, Metazoa, Chordata, Chondrichthyes, Rajiformes, Rajidae. Gene Ontology annotation, cellular component: cytoplasm.